AUGCAUAAGAACAAGCCUUUUAAAUAUGAACAUGUGUGGAGAAUUUUGAAAGAGCAAGUGAAAUGGGCUCCACAAUCAGAGGGUCAUCAUGUUAGAAAAAAAGCAAGGACAUCUGAAUCAAGGACACACACAUCCUCGUCCAACCCGGAUGCUAGUGCUGAUGCGGACGACUGUGAAGCACACAAGCAUCCAAUUGGGCAAAAGGCGGCAAAGAAGAAGGGUAAAAUCAAUCAUGCAGUGGUAGAAAUAAUGGAACAAAGCAUUGGCAACAUGAGCAAUAUGUGGAAGGAAUUCAAAGGUAUUCAACAAGACAAAGUUAGGAAGAUAGAUGAAUUCCAUUACAACAAGAAAGUUGCAGAAUCUAAAGCAUUUCGACGUGAUUAUGAAAUUCUGAUGAGGGAUACUUCAAGAAUGACAAAGCAACAAGAGAAUAUACAUAAAAAGAUUCAUGCUAAUGCUUAUGCAACAACACCAAAUGUUGAUGGAAGUAGGUAUGAGUUAUUUAGCGGGAAGAACACAUACGAGAACAUAUUUGGAUCAGGAGCGUGA
Messenger RNA from Zingiber officinale, 549 nucleotides. RefSeq lists its product as uncharacterized. The record is from RefSeq and is a predicted model, not a curated record. Lineage: Eukaryota; Viridiplantae; Streptophyta; Magnoliopsida; Zingiberales; Zingiberaceae. The coding region runs from base 1 to 549 and encodes 182 amino acids. The transcript is spliced from 2 exons.